CUAGGACAUCCCAGAUUUAGACCGGUCGGGGAGAGCUCAGAGCGCACAGGAUUUGACAGAUGUUCGAAUCGGAUAAACUGCACCGCAAAGAGAGAAUUGGGGAGCAUUUCAGAUUUACAUAGUGGUAGCCUAUAUGCGACAAAAUGUCAGGACAAAAGAGUGCGAAUCCGUGUAAUAAAUUCCAAGCGAACAUUUUUUAUAAAAGUAAAUGUCAGAACUGCUUCAAGUCUCGGGAGCUGCAUCUUCCAACUGAUCAUGGUAAGGACCAGGCCAAACCCGUCUAUGGAGGCUGGCUCUGCUUGGCUGCUGAGGGGACAGACUUUGACAAUCCAAUUCAGAGGUCAAGGAAAUGGCAGCGACGAUUCUUCAUCCUGUAUGAACAUGGCAGCAUGAGCUUUGCACUGGACGAGUUGACAAGCACUCUGCCACAAGGAACAGUGAACAUGAAUCUGUGUACAGCGGUGAUUGACGCAGAGCCUAAGACAGGCCAGAGGAACGCUUUGUGCAUCAUCACACCUGAACAGGAGUUCUUUAUCCGGGGGGAGAACAAGGAGAUCAUCAAUGGCUGGAGUGAACAACUAGUCGUUUACCCACGGACAUAUAAGCAGAAUCAGAAGAAGAAACGUAAAGUAGAACCCACUACUUCCCAGGAGCCCAGCCCAGCAAAGAUGGCUGCCACUGAGCCCAGUUUCUCAGUCAUGACAAGUGGUGACCCUCGCUCCAGCCCGUGGCAGGGAGAGCAGCCCAGUGGGGAUCCGGAUGUGGCCCCUGUCUGGACUGUGACAGAUUCUGAUCCCCUGGGCCUGGACGAGACCCCUGCAGGUCAUGAUCCCCACUACCUCCCUUCAUCCUCCAGUGACCCCCUGACCUUUGACGGUAGUCUGCGGCUCUCCAACGGCUCCUGUAUCAGUAGCUCUGUGAGUUCCCUGGACUCUGUGGCUAGCGAGGGGACUAACACCAGCAGCGACAGCCAGCCCACAGAGUCUACGCCAUACAGAGACCACCCACCUGCCAACAAGAACAACAGGGCAGAGAGAAGCUGCUACAAUGAGCCAGGGAAGGCUGGGAGGAGUGCUGUGGGAGAGGACCUGGGUCAGGCUGGAUCCAGGAAGGGGAGGAGUGAAGCUCGCAGCAACCAGAGAGAGAAACUGCAGUCGUGUGGAGAUCUAAGCCCAGGUCAACUCACCGUCCCUCCUCCUCAGAGAAGAGCUAAGUCACUGGACCGCAGGACCUCGGAGUCGGUCAUGACUCCUGAUUUGCUGAACUUCAAGAAAGGGUGGAUAAUGAAACUGGAUAAGGAGGAUCAGUGGAGGAAAUACUGGUUUGUGCUAUCAGCUGACAGUCUGAGGUACUACAAGGAUUCCUUCGCAGAGGAGAACUCAGAUCUGGAGGGGGAGAUUGACUUGACCAAGUGUCAUAAUGUCUCAGAGUACCAGGUCCAGAGGAACUACGGCUUUCAGAUCCAUACCCAGAAGUGUGUCUUUACUCUGUCAGCCAUGACUGCAGGGAUACGGAGAAACUGGAUCCAGGCCCUCAUGAAGAAUGUCCAUCCAUCUAACGCUCCUGAUGUAGCCAGCAGCUUGCCAGUCCAUCGCAUCCCUUGCAGCCCAUCAGAGUCACUGCCCCUCCCUAAGCCAGAUGUGACCCAGGACUCCUCCCUCUUCUCUGAGGUCCCUACAGAGAGAGUCCAGGGGCCCAAACAGAGCCGCAUCCGUGAGAGGAGACGCGAAGGGCGCUCCAAGACCUUUGACUGGGCUGAGUUCAGCCCUAUGGCCCUGCUAGCCUCUGAGCAGGAGGUGCAACAGGAGACAAAGGAGCCUCUUCGGAUGGAGGUAGGGGACCUGGAGAGGAAGAGGAGGCGAGAAGAGAGGAGGAGGAGGUAUGACAGCAUGCUAGGCUCCCUUGUGGGCUGGGAGAUGGACUGUGACAGAGGAGGUAUCAGUCCCAGGUCACCCAGGACUCACCAGAGGGUGCAGAGGGAGAUUGAACAGUGCUGGCAGCAGGUGGAAAGGACUGCCUUUAGACAGGAGAAGAAUGUUCCAUUGUACACUGAGUCCCAGGGCAAGGAUAAAGAGGAUAUGGGGAUUCUACUGGAGACCUACCACAGGAGGGUAGAGGAGUUGAAGGGCCAGUUGGCAGAGUCAGACCAUCGCAGGCUUGAGCUGGAGGCUCAGUUGAGCACUGCAUUAGGACGCCAGCAUCAUGCCUCCCUGCCGCUUGAGGCCCCAAUCUGUCCAGAAGCUGAUCUUCCCUCUUUGAAAAGCCUGACUGACAUGUACAGGGAGACCAGAGAGCUCCUCCAGCAACAGGAGCUGAAGAGACAAAACAUACAGGAGCAGCUCCAGGAGCAGCUUGGCCUGUCCCUGUCAUCGGCCCCUCUGGAGAAACACAGCUCCCCUGGAACUCACCCAUCACCACCACCCAGCAUCUGGCUGCAUGACACCGAGGGAAACCUCCAGGAGCAGCUUGGCCUUUCCCUGUCAUCGGCCCCUCUGGAGAAGCACAGCUCCCCUGGAACUCACCCAUCACCACCACCCAGCAUCUGGCUUCAUGACACCGAGGGAAAACUCCAGGAGCUGGAGGAUCUGUUCCCUGACUGCCCUAUAUCAGUAAACACACCUGUCAUGUCACCAACCUCAGAAACAGAACUCUCAUCUUACUCUGUGCCUCAGAAUGGAAGUGAGAACAGAGGGCCAAACUUGGGCAGUGAAACUAGCUCUCAGACACAGUUUGAAAAUGGAAGCCAUCAACAGACAUCGAUUCUAGAAUCGCACACAAAAAGUUGUGCAUGGAGCCCAGAUUCACUGAGCAUGGGAGAAACUCAGGAAAGAGCCAACAGCGUGAGAAUAGACAACAUACUAUGUUGUGAGACACCCAGGCCCACGGAGGAGGAGUACGUAGACCCAGACCAGGCCAUCGUGAUGAGGAGACUAUCCCAGGAGGUAGAGCUGCUCAGCAGCCAGAACGAGGCCCUCAACCAGCGCAACCAGGAGAUGCUCAACCAGCUGACAGAGGCAGACAGAGAGAUAGAGAGACUGAAAGCAGAGCUUAUCACUCAGUACAGUGGGCCUCAGUUCCUCCCUGAGGCAGAGCAGCACAGCCAGACCAAAGUGGAAGGCCUGGAGAAGGAGCUGCGCAGGAGAGAUGAGCAGCUCCAGGAGGCUCAGUCCCUACUAGCCUCAAUGGACCAGCGUCUAACGGAGACAGAGGUACAGCUGCAGCUCAGGGAGGACACUUUCAAAGACAUGGGCUUCCCAGCAGAAGAGGAUGAUGAUGAAGAGGAGGAAGCUGGGGAAGAGAAUGUCAACACACACCACCUUGGAGAGAAGGAGCGGGAACACCUUCAACAGUGUCUGCAGGCCAUGGAGGCCAAGCAAUUAGAUCUAGAGAGACAGCUCCAGCACACAGAACAGACCUGCAGGGAGCUGCAGGCCCACAACACACAACUCAGAGAGGCUGAGCGGUUGUACAGCCAGAGAGCCAUGGAGGCAGAGGCUGACAUCGUAAGGUUUAAUGAGGAAGUAGAGAAGGAAAGGACGGUGGAGAAAGAAAGUGGAUUAAGGUGUAGCAGUGAAGGCAAAUGGCAGGAGGAGGUAAUAUUGGAUUCGGGUGAAGAAAGGGUUCAGCAAGUGGUGGAAGGGAUAAGGUUGAUGUCCAGAACCUUAGGGAGAGUAGUGCAGGUGAUUGACAGGUCAGAUAUGGAUGUGGUAAAGAUGCCAUUAGAUAGAAAGUGUGUGGAGGUGAACAAGACAGUGGUCAGGCAGCUUCAGUUAGAGGAGGAGUUUUGGGAAAGGCUGUUGAACAGUUUGAAGGUCAACCCAUCCCAGUCCAAUGAGGAUAAACUCACAGAUGUGAUUCUAAGUCAGAUUUUAGAACACAUGGUAGUGGAAAAGCAAACGCUCCUCCUAGCUCAUAGUCUUUUUUCUCAUGAUAAGAAAGAUUUAAACAUAAACACUGGAGGCCUGGACAGGAUGAAUGGGUGCAGGUCUUUGAGAGACCUGGACAUCAUUGGAAACAUAGCAGGUGAAACAGUUUCAGAAAUGAAAGAGGAAGAUGAUGAUGAGAGGAUAUGGAAUGUGUACAACCAGCAUAAUGACACCGAUGACUUCAUAAGCCGACAUUUCACAGAGAUCACACAGGAGAGAAUUUUCCUGCUCAACCAAAUCGCCUCCUCAGUCAGAGCCUCGGCCAAUGACGAGCUCCAGUCCCUGGCACAAAGACUUUGUCAUUUCCACAAUGUAAAUGAGCCCCGGUUAGCUUCCAUACACUGCACCGCCAUGGAAGCCUUCUCAUCCUAUCGUCUCAGUAGGCUUAACACUCUACACAAGAGCCAAUUUCAAGAGACUCAACAGGAACUGCUCAUUGCUUCUUCUCCUUUGAUGUGCAGCAGAUGUGCUGGGCUGCUGAGUGAAAACCAUCAGCUUAGGGCCAGACGGUCAGACCUGGAGAGACAGGGGAGUUCCUCAGUGGGAUUAGGGUUGACCACCCUGAGGCAGGGAGAACACAUAGACUCACAGCAAACAGCCACACAGCUACUAGACACUGCAAGUGAUCAGAAGACAGAGACGCCUGCAAUGAAUGCUGCAGGUAAAAUGGAGGUGGAAAGCCCAACCCAGGGAGUGACUGCAGUAGAGGAAGUGUGCUGGGUUAGAAGGUGUGCAGAAGUGGUGGAGGGUGACUUCCUGACCAACAGCAUUGAUAGUCCAAUGAUAAAGGUAGAGGGUAGGGUAGAUGAGGUAGAGAAAGGAAUCAAGGAAGUUGAUUCUGAUAAGAAUGUAGAGGAGAAAAGCACUACUGAACCCCAUGAAGAAGCAAACACGCUGGGGGAGGAGGAGCUGGAGAUUGUGUUAUCAUCACUGAGAGGUCGUGUGAAGGAUUUGGAGGAGCAGCUGUCUGUCAUGGCCAACAUGAAAGCAGAGCAUGAUGGGAGAAUGGCAUCUCUCCAGCUGAAACAUAAGGAGGACAUAGAAAAGCUAAAGGCCACAUAUGAGCAUGGCUUUGUCACCAUGGAGGAGUCCCAGCAGAGGAUCGUGGGGGAACUGCAGCACAGACACCAGCAGGACCUGCAGCGCCUGCAGUUAGACACAGACAGACUGCUGGAGGAGGAGACGGCUGCUACUAUCACAGCAAUUGAAGCAAUGAAGAACGCUCACCGUGCCGAACUCAAGAGAGAGAUACAGAGGGCAUGCCAUGAAAACAACAAUGCAGGAGACGUGAAUCUUGGAGAAAUAUGCAGGCAACACAGUGAGGGGCUGGCCUCCUGUCACAGGGAGCUGGAGGUGUUGUCCCAGCAGUACUCUCUAAAGUGUCUGGAGAGCUCCCACCUGGGCCAGGCCCUGGAGGCAGAGAGACAGGCUCUGUGUCAGUGUCAGCAGGAGAACCAGGACCUCAGAACUCGCAACCAGGAGCUGAGUGGCCAUCUAGCUGCAGAGAUCACCAGACUUUGCUCUCUGGCCAAGCAGGACGCCUUCCCUCUUAGUCAGGAGAGAGAUGUGUAUGAGCUGGAGAUCUCCCUGCGUGUGAAGGAGUCAGAGGUGCAGGGCCUCAAGCAAAAGAUCACCUCGCUCAAGGAUGAACUCCAGACAGCCCACAGGGAUAAGAGGUAUGCAACAGAGACGUACAAGGACAUCUACACAGAGCUAAGCAUCAUGAGGGCCAAGGCAGAGAGAGACCUGGGACAUCUCAGGGAGAACCUGCGGUUGGCCCACAAAGCACUAGGAGAGCUCUCACCUGCAGUGAACACAGAUAAAAAUGAGUGUCAAGGAAGAUAACUGCAGCUGAAGAAAGAGACACAACGCACAACAUGGAUUGUUCAUCGUGCUAUCCAUGUUUACCAUUUAGCACUUAGAGAUCCAAAGUUAUAUUGUCAAACAUUUUAUGUCCUAUCUACCGUUUCUGUAUUACAGAAUUUUAAAAGCGCAUUAUUUGAGGAUUCUGUAUUUUUACAUCAUUGUAUCUAAACGCACACUACUAUUUAGCCUGUCUACGUUUGUAGAUAGGCUAGACAUUUUGUAGACGUUUUCCUGACGAUUAACAUUUAUCUCAAGACGUUUGUAAAAUGUGUAGAAUUAUUACACUGCUAUGUCCAAUCCAGUUAUUGAACGGGGAUAUUUCUAAAGAGAACUCAGAUUAAGCUUGCUUUUCUUACCUGUGAAAUACAUGAAAAAAUUAUGUAUGUACCGUCUGAGUCUAUAAUGUAAAAGUAUUAUUUGUUUGUGAGUGGGUGGUUUUAUUUGGAGGCGUUUAUCUUGGUCCUGCUAGUACACAUUUUGAUGUUCUUUAUUCAUGUCAAGUAAUCUAAUGAUAAAUUAAAUAAUUGUGUGACCUUUUAUCAGUCUGCUACUGAAUAAUCAUCACAUAAUCAAAUCAUCAGAGGACAGGGAAAUAUACAACAUAUUCUAUGAA
This is a messenger RNA of Salvelinus fontinalis (brook trout), 6405 nucleotides long. RefSeq lists its product as uncharacterized. Gene Ontology annotation, cellular component: actin cytoskeleton. Gene Ontology annotation, molecular function: actin filament binding. The coding region runs from base 144 to 5771 and encodes 1875 amino acids. Gene Ontology annotation, biological process: actin filament organization. The transcript is spliced from 23 exons. NCBI's taxonomy places the organism in Eukaryota, Metazoa, Chordata, Actinopteri, Salmoniformes, Salmonidae. The record is from RefSeq and is a predicted model, not a curated record.